AUGGUCUGGGAGCCGGAACUGCUGCCUUUUAUCAGGAACUCGCUUCUCGAAUCCCCCUUACCAAGCAAGAAAGAAAUUCGUGCGUGCACAAAUAUUCUUUUUGACCGCCUAUAUAAGGUAGUCGCAAUGAAUGGCGGGAUUGUAGUAAAAUUCGGCCGUGGCGUCAAAGCUUACGAAGGCCAGGUUCUGAUAUUUCUCAAGCACCAUGGCCCCAUCAUUCCAGCGCCUCGACUGUACGCUAUGUAUAAGGACACCGAGACGCUUGUAACAUUCCUGGUCAUGAAGCCAAACUUCGUCGCAGGCAUGGUUGCGAAUUACCGCGCGCACAUUGAACAGAAUAGGCGGCCGGACUGCAAGGUUUGCUACUAUAAGGAAUAUCUCCUAAGCCUUCUCAAAGGGCAUCAGCUGAUGCUAACACAUAAAGAUGUCCAGUUGAAAAGCAUUAUGUUCUUUGUUGCGUCCUCUCCGAUCGUAUUCAUGUACUGGGAUAGUGACUCGUGUUUAAGAAUCCAGCAAUUCCUAGAGGUUCGGCCGGCGGAACAGGCUGUGAUGCGGAUAGUGGACAGGGAUGCUGGUCUGUGA
Aspergillus japonicus CBS 114.51 is the source of this 582-nucleotide messenger RNA. RefSeq lists its product as uncharacterized. NCBI's taxonomy places the organism in Eukaryota, Fungi, Ascomycota, Eurotiomycetes, Eurotiales, Aspergillaceae. The record is from RefSeq and is a predicted model, not a curated record. The transcript is spliced from 3 exons. The coding region runs from base 1 to 582 and encodes 193 amino acids.